Hevea brasiliensis (rubber tree) is the source of this 3540-nucleotide messenger RNA. RefSeq names its product sec1 family domain-containing protein MIP3. Bases 935 to 3484 code for a protein of 849 amino acids. The transcript is spliced from 7 exons. Lineage: Eukaryota; Viridiplantae; Streptophyta; Magnoliopsida; Malpighiales; Euphorbiaceae. The record is from RefSeq and is a predicted model, not a curated record. Gene Ontology annotation, biological process: vesicle-mediated transport; intracellular protein transport.
CCAAGUCGAUGAAGAUGUGAAAGUAUCAAGUGGGUUUUGGUAGAAAGUUGUGAACAAUGUAUGAAGAUGCUGCCACUUGUGUCAGGACACGCCAAGGAUCAGCUUUGCGGAAUUAUCUUGUGCUUUAGUCAUUGAUGAACUCAGAAUCACAGAAAAUACUUGUUUUUUUUUUUUUUUAAAUGAUCAUUUUUGUGCUGAAACCCAAUCAUAGGUUAACUAGGAGUAGGAGAAAUGGAGGACCGCCUUUCAAGUGUAGUGCUAGCACCAAAAUAGAAUAUAUAUACAUUGUAAUUUAGCAAAUGUAAUGCUAUGUGAGUGAAUUGGAUUAAAUUAGAUGUGGUAGAAGUUCUGCAAAGUGAUUUCUUAUGCAUGUUGGUUAUCUUACGCAAAGGAAUGGGAUGAAAAAGGAUGAUUGUAUGAGUAAGGAGAGAAGUCCAAAGGGUGUCCUAUGUGAUCAUAAUCCUUCCUAGUUUGAAGGAGAAGUAUACAAGACUGAAAUUUGGCUGUCUAUGAUAUAUGGCAAUGAAUGUUUGGCAGUGAAUAACUAACAAGACUAUAAAAUGAUUGUGAUAAAGAUGUGGAUGACAAAUGAAUGUGGGAAAUAUGAGAAAGGAUUGGAUUAAAAAUUAUUGCAUUUUAGGAGAGUGAAAGUUCUGCCUAUGGAGAAUAAGUUGAGGAAGGGGGUUGUUUGACAUGGUUUUGGUCAUAUCUCACGUAGAACAACAGAUGCACCGGUACAAAAAAUUGGGCAUGUCCAGGAUAAGAGGAUUGAACAACACUUGAGAAGACUGAGGAUGACCUGGGCUAAAGUAGUUGAGAAGAAAUGAACAUGGUUAAAUCUUUUUGAAAUAUGGUCCUAAACCAAGUAGAAUUGAGGAAAAAAGUUAUUUAUACAGCUGACCCAACUUGAUUGGAAUCGAGGCUGCAUUGAGUUAUGUCAGAACAUAUUGAGGGUGCCAUUCUUUACCUAGAUUCUGGAUGCACAGAGAGUUUCCAAUUUGCUGGAGGUUUUCCUAUAUUAUUAGACCUUGGAGUUCGGGCUGUUUGUAGCCUAGAAAACCUGUGUUCUCUUGAUGUGGUGAUUAAUUGGAAUGCAAAUUCUGAUCCUGCAACUAAAAUUGUUGUUAUCACAUCUCGUCUACUCAGCGAUGCACAUCGGUAUAUCUUACGUUGCCUAAGCACACAUCAAUGUGUUCAACGUUUUACAGUAUACACAUCUAUCUCAGAGAUAGUUCAUUCAGCAUAUCCUGAUUCACCUCUGGGACCUGAUGCAUUCCGUGAAUAUGAAUCCUUGCUUCUUCAAGAUUAUGAGGAGCUCAUUAAGAAACGUGGGACAAAAUCUGGACUCUCAAAAGAUUAUGACUUCCAAGAAAAUACAAACUUUGAAGAUGAAGGGUGGUCACAUCUCACAUCCAGUGAGGAGGAAGUCCCUCACCUUGGAGCUGCUUCAAGUGCAAAAAUUUUUUCUGGAGAUGAUGAGUACAUGGAAGAUGCAGGGCAAAAGUUGGUUGUUUCAGUGCAUCACUUCCCCAUGAUUUUUUGUCCCUUGUCACCUAGAGUAUUUGUCUUGCCUUCAGAGGGUUCAGUUGCUGAAGCAUGCUUAUCAAUUGAACAUGAGGAUUCAAUUAGUCUGGGAUUGCCUCCCAUAAGUUCUGGAGUGCCUCCUGAUGGCGAUGAUGUCCCACCUGGGGCACUUCUCACUGCACAUUUUCUUUACCAUCUAGCUGCGAAGAUGGACCUGAAAACGGAAAUAUAUUCCCUUGGUGAUUUGUCAAAAACUGUUGGAAAAAUUAUGACAGACAUGUCAAGUCUUUAUGAUGUAGGCCGCCGUAAACGUUCUGCUGGGCUUUUACUCAUUGAUCGCACCCUUGAUCUCCUUACUCCAUGCUGUCAUGGGGAUUCGCUCGUUGAUCGCAUGUUUUCAUCUUUGCCCCGAAGAGAAAGAACAACAUCUUAUUCCCACAUGAAAGGCUCACAAACCCAAGUCAAACUUGGUCCUUCUAUCCUAGAACGUGCUUCUCUUAAUGUUCAGAUACCACUUGCCAAAAUAUUAAGAGGAGAUUCUGAAACAAAUAAUUCUUCCCUUUUAGAAAGGAUUGAAGCUUUUCUAGCAGGGUGGGAUGACAGUAGCUCUGCUCCUCAAAGUAUAAACUUGGUUAAUCUCUGCAAUAAAGCUCAGGAUGAAAAGUCUACUCCAUCUGAGGUUCAGUUGCUUAAUGGGUCCUUAGUUUCUACAGAAACUUUUCGUGGAACACCAUAUAUGGAAGCUAUAUUUGACAGAAGAACAAAAGAUGGGGCAUUACUGGUAAGGAAGUGGCUUCAAGAAACUUUGCGCCGGGAAAAUAUUGCCAUUAAUGUGAAAACUCGCCCUGGUUUUGCUACAAAAUCAGAGUUGAAACCCAUGAUUGAAACAUUAGCUAAAAGCCAAUCCUCAUCACUCAGAAACAAAGGAAUUAUUCAGUUAGCAGCAGCUGUACUAGUUGCCCUUGAUGAAUCACAUUGUGCAAGAUGGGAUGCAUUGACUAGUGCUGAGAAAAUAUUGAGCGCAAGUGCUGGAGAUACAAGCCAAAGUCUUGCUGCUCAAAUUAGUGACCUUAUCCAUAAGAGUACAUUGUCGGCAUCCAGUGGACAGAAAAGCAAAACUGAACCAUUGCAAACGUUACUUUCAUUUCAAGAUGCUCUGUUCCUUAUGAUUGUUGGAUAUAUUUUAGCUGGUGAGAAUUUCCCUACCUCUGGCUUGGGUGGGCCUUUUUCCUGGGAAGAGGAGCAUUUUCUGAAAGAAGCAGUUCUGGAUGCAAUCCUUGAAAAUGCAUCAGCAUCAAAGCUCAAGUUUCUCCAUGGUCUAACAGAAGAGCUCGAGGCCAACUUCAACAGAAAAAAAUUGGAAGAAACUAAAGAAACAUCACCAGAUACAUUAGAAAUUGAUGAUUUUGAUGAUGAUCAGUGGGGCAAAUGGGGUGAUGAAGAAGAAGAUGAUGAUGAUAAGAAUAGAAAGGAAAAACAAUAUGGUGACAUGCAGCUGAGGCUGGAGUUGCGUGAUAGGGUGGAUAGCCUUUUCAAAUAUCUUCAUAAGUUAUCUUCUCUGAAGAGGAGGAACGCACCAUUGAGAGAAGGGACAUUCUAUUUGGAAAGCAACUUAGGUGGUGAUCCUGACUCAAAUAAGGGUUUACUCUAUAAGAUUCUAAGAAGCGUGUUGAGCAAAAAUGAUGUACCUGGGUUGGAGUACCAUUCCUCUACUGUGGGGCGACUUUUUAAAAGUGGCUUUGGAAGAUUUGGUCUUGGACAGGCAAAACCAAGUCUUGCGGACCAAAAUGUCAUAUUGGUUUUUAUCGUUGGAGGCAUCAAUGGCACUGAGGUACGCGAAGCUUGGGAAGCAAUAUCUGAAAGCGGAAGGCCAGACUUAGAAUUGAUCGUUGGCGGAACAACACUUCUAACUCCUGACAAUAUGUUUGAUUUACUAAUGGGAAAAUAUAGUUGCUUGUGAUUAUGUACUUAGAAAAUAAAGACAAAAUAUCAUUCAUUAACAUUAUCAUUUGGGUC